This is a messenger RNA of Cyanidioschyzon merolae strain 10D, 762 nucleotides long. RefSeq lists its product as hypothetical. The transcript has a single exon. NCBI's taxonomy places the organism in Eukaryota, Rhodophyta, Bangiophyceae, Cyanidiales, Cyanidiaceae. The coding region runs from base 1 to 762 and encodes 253 amino acids. The record is from RefSeq and is a predicted model, not a curated record.
AUGCCGCCGCAAAAGCGCCAAAACCGGCCGUGCAGCCUGGCUGCGUUGCGUUUUUUGUGCAGUGCGAAAGGAGCUGCUCCCCAAGUGCGACUGAGUCGCCCUUCUAGCGUGAAACCGCAUCUGCGGUGUUACAGCGUCGUUGGUAGCUCGGCGUUGACGGCGGUAGUGGUAAACUGCCCGUAUGGCGCGUCGAUUACAUUCGUCGCAGGCGAGGCAGAGCGCCACGAGGCGAACAAAAACCGAUUGCCCUUUCGGCUAAUGGAACUGGGAUCGGGGUUCAGAGCUAUCUGCAGUCGUGUGCUUUCGCCAAAAAUCAAUAACGGGCACGAGUUCAGCACCAGACACUGGAUGGCUGCAUCGGCGCCUUUGCAGCAGCCCGUGCGCCCAGCGCUGUGGCUGAGGCCCAGUCUGGAAAGCCUCUCUACGAAUCCCGACGGAGAUGACGACGACGACGACGACGAUGAUGAUGAUGAUAAUGAUAAACGACGUGUCACGUGCUGCACAAGCAACGUCGUUGCUUACAAAUCCGGGGGCGGCAUUCGGUCUGAGGUUCUCCCCAGGAUUCCCAUUGUCCCGGGGUGUCUGCAUCGGUACCUUUCGACGGAUACCAUUGUCGCCAUAAACCACGUACCUCUAUUUCGUGGGUUUGCAGGCGCGGACGCUACUGCGCUGAGUAGCUCCCGUAGCAUGAGACGUAACCAAGCAAGCCGUUACCUGUGCACCAUUCUGCCAGCAUCUGCCAGUGGAGCGUGGUCGACGUAA